Messenger RNA from Cebus imitator (Panamanian white-faced capuchin), 3182 nucleotides. Its product is annotated as adenosine receptor A3. Gene Ontology annotation, cellular component: dendrite; synapse; plasma membrane. Lineage: Eukaryota; Metazoa; Chordata; Mammalia; Primates; Cebidae. The record is from RefSeq and is a predicted model, not a curated record. Gene Ontology annotation, biological process: chemical synaptic transmission; G protein-coupled adenosine receptor signaling pathway; G protein-coupled receptor signaling pathway, coupled to cyclic nucleotide second messenger. The transcript is spliced from 2 exons. Gene Ontology annotation, molecular function: G protein-coupled adenosine receptor activity; neurotransmitter receptor activity; G protein-coupled serotonin receptor activity. Bases 1632 to 2126 code for a protein of 164 amino acids.
UCUCUGAAGCACAGGUAAAGAAAGCAGUUACAGUAAAAACAUUUAUGAGAAGCCACCUUGGAGGCUGAUGAAGUUUUUCAGGUUCCAGCAGUGCAAGGGAUGUGGGCAGAACUGACACUGGAAAAUACUAGAAUGAUGGAAAUUCAUUUGGAAAGAACUGCCCUUUUUAAUGUCUGGGGAGUUUGCUCAGGGAGAAAUGACAAGUCUGGCAGGGAUGAACAUGGGAUUUGGUAAGACUUGGAUCAACUUGGGAUACAGCAGUGAGGGGAGGGGGCAGAAUCAAUGAAUGAUGCCAAAGCAGAGCACCCAAAAGGAGGACGCUGACCGGCCCCAGGCAGAGGCCUCUCCCUUAUGCCCGUCUCCAAAGUGCUUGUUAGUGAACACCAUUGUUGUUACUGCUGAAUUUUAUUUUGGGCUGUACAUAUUUAGAUGCUUAAGGUAAAGAUGAUAAAGCUCUCAAGCUCCUGUGUGGCCUCAGUCCAAGAGUUCCUUCCCGCUGCCUCUCUAACAUGCCUGGUUAAAACAAUCCCUUUGUGUGGUGUUGAGACGCACCUGAACCAGACAGGAUCCCCAAAUAACAAUUGCUUUCAAGUGUCUGGUUCCCAGAAGUUGACGACUAGGUGAGGCAUUUUCAGGGAGAGGGGGCUGAUUUCCAGACAGUUGCCUGUUCCUGUGGGGUGGGGCUGAGGCUUGGGGAGUGUGGGCAGGAGGGUAUGCCAUGUGAUUCUGAUGCACACCUUCCUUUUCCUUCUUUCUGUAUGUCUGGUCAUUCUGUUAUCCUGUCAUUCCUCACAUAGGCUGGACACUGGCCGGCUGCCAGUGUAAGGGCCAGCGUGAUUUUGCUGGGAUGUGGGCAGCAGAGAAUCUUUGCUUAUCCCUUUGACCAAGCAUCUCUGCUGCAAAGGCUGGGUAUUUGCUGUGCUCAGCGAGGCAUCAACUCAUGCAAACACUUAGCAGGAAUAGUUCUGGCUAAGGUUAGGAGUCUGCCACCAAAGUCUCUUUUUUGUUCCUCUUCUUCCGUUUGCCUUUUUAUCAUGAGAUCUUUUUGCAGCUGGCAGAAAGAUUGCAUAGUCAGUGCUUCCAGCUCCCCCAAUCCUGCACUGUCAUCUGGUCCUUGAAUAAAUGAAUUCUGAUACCCGAUCUUGUCUUGAGCCUUCUCCAUGCUACUCCUGACUCCUCCUCUGCUCUUUCCAUCUUUUUGCUGAGAGUUCCUGGCUCUGUACUUCCUCUUGGCCCAUCUCACUUCCUGAAACACCCUGAAGAGGGUUGCUUAUCUCGAUGGAACUAAAAAAGCUGAAGAGGCCUUGACGGACUCUGUUUGGGGAACUAGGAGCAGCAGCGCUUUCAGAUUCAGUCCAUGUAGAACUGUCCUCCAAGGUUCUGGGAACUCGAGGACGUGUGGCACCCCAAGAGGCUGGAAGUGAUCCACCUGUGAUGAGCCCUUUCUAAGGAGAGGGGUCACCAAGAGAUCACCCCACCAGAAAAGAGUAGGAAUGAGUGAGUUGUGAAUUUUAGACUGUCACUGCACAUGGACCUCUGGGAAGACGUCUGGCGAGAGCUACACCCAUUGGCCCUACGGACGGAUCUUGCUGGCUCACCUGACCCCGUGGAGGUUCCCCUGGGACGGCAAGAUGUCCAUCAACAGCACUGCUGUGUCAUUGGGCAACAUUACCUACAUCACCAUGGAAAUUUUUAUUGGACUCUGUGCCAUAGUGGGCAAUGUGCUGGUCAUCUGGGUGGUCAAGCUGAACCCCAGCCUGCAGACCACCACCUUCUAUUUCAUUGGCUCCCUAGCCCUGGCUGACAUUGCUGUUGGGAUGCUGGUCAUGCCUUUGGCCAUUGUCAUCAGCCUGGGCAUCACGAUCCACUUCUACAGCUGCCUUUUUAUGACCUGCUUGCUGCUGAUCUUUACCCACGCCUCCAUCAUGUCCUUGCUGGCCAUCGCCGUGGACCGAUACUUGCGGGUCAAGCUUAACGUCAGCUCCAUCUCCCCCUACCCUUUAGCAGUUUCUGCUGUGGACUCACUGACUCUCUUCAUUCACACAGAUACAGGAGGGUUACCACUCACAGAAGAAUAUGGCUGGGCCUGGGCCUUUGCUGGCUGGUGUCAUUUCUGGUGGGAUUGACCCCCAUGUUUGGCUGGAACAUGAAGCUGACCUCAGAGUACUACAGAAAUGUCACCUUCCUUUCAUGCCGGUUCCCUUCCGUCAUGAGCAUGGACUACAUGGUAUACUUCAGCUUCUUCACCUGGAUUUUCAUUCCCCUGGUCAUUAUGUGUGCAAUCUACGUUGACAUCUUUUACAUCAUCCGGAACAAACUCAGACAGAACUUCGCUAACUCCAAAGAGACAGGUGCAUUUUAUGGACGGGAGUUCAAGACGGCGAAGUCCCUGUUUCUGGUGCUUUUCUUGUUUGCUUUGUCAUGGCUGCCUUUGUCCAUCAUCAACUGCAUCACCUACUUUCAUGGUGAGGUACCACAGCUUGUGCUGUACUUGGGCAUCCUGCUGUCCCAUGCCAACUCCAUGAUGAACCCUAUCGUCUAUGCCUAUAAAAUAAAGAAGUUCAAGGAAACCUAUCUUUUGAUCCUCAAAGCCUGUGUGGUCUGCCAUCCCUCUGAUUCUUUGGACACAAGCAUUGAGAAGAAUUCUGAGUAGUUAUCCAUGAGAGAUGACCCUCUGUCUCAUUGACCUUCAGAUUCACCAUCAACAAAUAUUCAAGGGUCUGUCUGCCUGGGCCAAGGGAUUUUUACAUCCUUGACUACUUCCACUGAGGUGGGAGCAUCUCCAGGGCUCCCCAUUUAUACCUCCCCGACUCCACUGCUCUCCAUGUUUAUUUCCACUCCAUUUUUAACUUGUCCUUCUUCUCUAAUUCAAUGUUUUGGAGGCCUGACUUGGGGACAAUGUAUUAUUGAUACUACUGUCUGUUUUCCUCCUUCCCAAAUAGAAGAAUAAGUCAUGAAGCCUAAAGGAUGCCUCGUUGACUUACUGACAAAAGGUUCUAGGUGGGCUGAACAUGUGUGUGGUGGUGAUUCAGUUCCAUGCCAUUGCGGAAUUGAGCAGAGAACCUGUUCUCAGAGGGUGCCUAGGAGAUGCUGGGAACAAAAGGAAUAAACUGAGUUUAAGGAGGGCUUAAACUGCCGAAUUCACCUGUGGAUGUUUUGAGUAAAUAAAGGACAAUAGCUAA